CUCUCUGUGCUGUUUCACCAUAAUUGUCAUUCGCAGUCACAAAGAUAUAUACAAUAUCACUAAAUUGUCAUAUUUAUAAAACACCAUUGCUAUUAUUACUAUCAUUGUUUAACAAUUUUACUUUCGGGCAAUAAGCCAGCAUUAAAAAGAAUUUGAAUUUAUAAUUAUUAUAUGUCAAUGGGGUGAUAUGCUCAGUGUGUGCCCCAUUUUCAAAAUGGAAAAGGGGGGGGGGGUAAUUUGGGACAAAUAUGUUUGUGCGACCCCCCCCCCCCCCCCGCCCCGCCCUUCCCCUGUGUAAUAGAAAAGUAAACUGAAAAUGGAUUUCAGUCUGAUUAUUAUAAAUCAAACCCAGCUCUCACUUCGUUCGACAGACAGCUAGUCGCUGCGUGGGCUCCUGUGUAAUUUUGUCCACGUGUAUAUCGAGAGAAGUGAGAGGUUUGAUUUUAAUCACUGAAGAAAUUCAAAAGCAAAACAGAAUUUUUGGGAAAAGUGCUUUAAAAAUCUGUCAGGUUUUACUUCAAAGUCCACUUUCUGUGAUUUGUUUUGAUAGACUAUUUUUAAAAGCUUUAUUAUUACGGAUUUAAAAAAUAUGUCAAGUAAUAAAGCAUGUAUAGGAAUCUUUUUAUUUUUUUAUUUUAGCAAUGUAUUGACAAACAAGUCUUAAUAUUUAAUACUAGCACAGAUGAAGAUCCACAAUAAGAAAGGUCAAUCUAUAAUUUCGCUUCUUGGUAUUUAAACAUUUAAGUAACCGAAUUUGCACUUGAUUUAUGAUCUCUCAAAUUUGUGCCAGAAUGAAAGUUUAAGGAAAUAUACAUAAAAUGAAAACAAUGCUCUGUCAUUUCCUAUCUGAUGUGUUAAUGUUCAUUUUGCAUGAAUCACGAAUGAUGUGGACAAGCAUGUCAUAUUUUACACCAAAACUACCAUUAACGAUUAAAAGAUUAAACGAUCUCUAUUACUAUCACAAAAAUGGGUAAUAGCUUAUUAUCUUUCUUACCGACCAUAUAAUUUGUUACAGUACAUAAUUAUCUUAAAGAUUUGUGUGUUCGAUAUCUGUUGUUCUUAAUGAAUGGUGGUGAAAAUGAAAUGGAAUUUUGAAUGUGCGACAGUGUUGCAUUUUUUUUAAAAUUUAUCAUCUGCCUUUAUUUUUAUUUUUAUUAUUCACACUACAUUAAUUAUGAAUUGGUUAUUGGAACCGAUAAGUCUUUUUUUUUUUUUUUUUUUUUUUAACCUACAUAUCAUCCCUGUCGAUAUCAUCACUUUAAAGGGGGGAGGUAUUCACACACCUUGGGAUUAAUUACGGAAAUAUUUAAAAAAAACCACCACGAAAACUAUAAGGUGCUCUACAUACUAAAAGAAAUUUCUGAUACUUUUAAACUGUAUGUCAAGAAAAUGUGACGUAUUGACGAGAUAAAAGUCGGGCUCGGAAUGUUCUCAUAAAGCUCUUUUGUAUUGAAAACAACUAAAGAUCCGCGGCAACCCGAAUGUUUAAAAAUGGAGGAAUUUAAAUUAUUGUUGAUGUUUUGAAGAAUUUUGAAAGGCGGAAGUCCAAAUCCAUGAUCAAGAAUAUCAGAAUUUAGUGCUCUUACACUGGAUUUAUCAACGAAACUAGUUCCUGAUUUUAUAAUCAAAGUGCAAGGAACUAGAAAUGAUACUGAAUUUGAAACACUUUGAAAAGGCAAGUCUUAUUGAUCGAUAAUUUUGCAGAACUUUAGUUGGCUUAAUGCAGUUUUUAUUGUGUUGCUGACAUUUUUUUUAAUGGAAUGUACAUCAUAAUUCAUAUAAAUUGUGUUUGUUUCUUUGAAAUUCCUAGCUGUAAUCCUGAAACAUUGUUAUGUUUGGGGGGGGGGGGGGGAAACCACAACACACACACCCUAAAAAAAACCACCCUCCAAAAAUUAAGCAUCCCAUUCUUAUAUUUUGGCACUAUUUAAUAUAGUGAACAAAAUCAAUGCCUAACAGACUCAGGUGUUCAAAAUUCUUCAAGCCCUAUGCCAGAGACUUAAGAAAUUGAAAUCCAGGUGUGCUGUAAUGUCAAGGGAAAACCCCACAUCUGUGGUGGUCAGACAGGUUUGAUCACUAGUGACUAGAUAGCUCAGUUGGUCUAUAGGAACACCUGACUUGAGAUUUGGGGAGGCCCGGGUUCAAAUCCUGAUCUGGCCCAUUGCAUUUUCUCCCUGCUAGAUUUGGAACUGACAGGUGAAAAUGUCUGCCAUGGGAUAAAGAUCAUGGGUUGAUGUCUUCAAGUAUGAAGACAUUUAAGGAGGGAGGAAUGUAGCGGUCAGCCGGGUCCGAUUGCUGGUGACCAGCACGGUAAAGCAUUUGACAAGAGAUUCAGGGGGCCCUGGUUCGAAUCCUGAUAUGGUCUGUUGCAUUUUCUUCCUAUCUGUUACACAUCAAUAUUUAAAGAAUGGUAAUAAAAUUCUUGGUCCUCAUGGAUAUUGAUCAACUAUAUUAUAUAUACAUCUGAAUCAUUGGCAAGCUUUACAUGAAGCAAAAAUUAUAAUGUUUACAUAAAUGUCAGGACUACAUUGUCAGUUUGAAUGUUGACAUAUCAUUAGUGAAUUUCAGUUUCAUAUUUACUUGGAACAGACACCUGAAGCAUGGUAGGAAAAACAGUCGAUAUUGCAAUGAUUUUACAUUGAGAAAUUGUACGUCACAAUGGAAGAAUUUCGAUACACGUAUACCAGGCUGUGUAAAGACAACCAUGUAGAACCGCAGGACUGUGUUCUCAGUUACUUAAAGAGUUUUGAAUCUACACCAAAACGUGGCAAAACGGUGCUGAAUUUAUCAACGAAUAGUCUCUCCCCUAAAACGUGUCAUGUUCUUGGCAAAGUUAUUUCAACAGAUCGAACGUUUGUGGAAAUUAAAUUUGCUGACUGCAUGCUUAGUGAAGAUGCAGUGAAAGGUCUCUGCCAUGGUCUUACAACCAAUUCCUUUUGCAAAAUGCUUGAUUUGAAGGGUAACAACAUCAGAGGAAGUGGGGUGGAGGCUGUUGGUAAAAUGUUACGACACAACCACACAAUAAUCAGCGUGUGCUUGGAGUGGAAUGCGUUUGGGUUGUUAGAUAACUCCUUUGCCAUGUUUUGUGAUGGGGUAGGGUCUAACGACAACUUACAAGCACUAGACCUACGGAAUAACCAGAUCAGCCAUGAUGGAGCCGUGGAAUUAGCAGCAGCACUGAAAAGAAACAAAACCUUAAGGGCUUUAGAUUUACGGUGGAACAGCAUUGGUUUGUUGGGAGGAAGAGCCAUUUUGGAAAUGCUAAAAACAAACAAAAGUAUUUGUCGCUUGGAAUUGGCGGGGAACAAUAUUCCAGGAGACAUUGUAAAAUCCAUUGACUUGGCGCUGAGCCAGAACGAAGACCGAGCUCUUUUAAAAGAUGACCACAGAAACAAAAUGACUGUCAUGGCAAAACACAUGAAACAGGUGGAACAUGAAAAGAAAAUGGAGAUCAGUGACCUGAUGGACACAAUAGAUAAACAAGAAGAUCUCAUGAGGCGAUCUAAAAGGUCUACCUCCACUAAAGUUGAACAACUACAAAACGCACUUGAGGAAAGGAAGUCCUCGUUCAAUUCCUUAGCUGCAAAGUUAGCUAUGACGGAGUCUGAGCUGGCCAUCACAGAACAGAAAGUGAAUGAUGGGAACAUGCUGAUAGCUAAACUGAAACAAGAAUUGACAAUGAAAGUGUCAGGGCACCAGGAGGAAGUCAGGAGGGAUCACGAGGAGAGAGCCAAAUUAGAAGCAAAACUGUACAAAGAAUUAUCAGAAGCACACGAUAAAAACAUAAAGCUGGAGACGAAGACUGAGGACCUGGACAGGAAAUGCCGGAUGCAGCAGGAACAGAUAUUUGAACUGAAAGAACAAAUUACACACCUACAGGCAGAGAUGAAACUCAAAGGAUCCCAUUUUGAUGACCGAUUGCAACAAGAGAAAAAUCGCCAUAGAGAUGAGAUAAAGGAAGCAGAGCAACUCCGACACAAAGAGGUAGGCAGAGUAAGGCAGGAAUGCGAGGAGACGGAGGGCACACUUAGAGAGAGAAUCCAGCGACUGGAGAUGUCUCGUCUGGAACUGGAGGAAGAAAUCAGUCGACUGAAGAACAGCAACAUGGUUGAAAAGAUCCAGCACGAGGAGCAGCUGUCAAUGGCCAAACAGAAGAUCCAGGCAGACGAGGAAAAUCGGUACAGGCAGAUGGAAGAGAAGUUGCGUGUUAGUAUGACGCUUAAGGACGAGAUUCAGAGCAGAUGUAAUCAACAGUCAUCCACCAUUAGUGAACUCCAAUCACGCAUCAGUUCACAGGUGUUAGAGCUGGAGAAUGCAAAGAAACGGGUGGAGGAGAGUAACGAGCAAUUAGCAGAAAAGAACAGCAUUACUUUGUCAGAGGUAGGGAAAGUGAGAAUAGAACUGAACCAAACAGUCAACAAACUGGAAGCGGAGAGAAAACUCCAGGCAGAGCUCAGAGAAAAACUCGGAGAGUCUGACAGAAAAAUGUCAGAACAACUUUUGAGACACCGGGAAAUUUUAGAAGAACGGGAGAAUGAAAUAGAAAGUCUGAAGAGAAGACUGAAGACCCGCGACGCGGAGGUGAGCAACAUCCGGGAGGAGGAAAUGCAGCGAGCCCAGGUUCUCCAGAUGGCUGUGAUGAACUAUGUCAGCAAAGUACCGCAGUCAGGGGACAAACAGGCCUAGCAAGCUCCCACAUCCUUUAAGUCAGGUCUAGAGAGACCUAUUCCGAGGCUGGAACAGGGACAAGAUAGAGGAUGGCUGACAUUGAAACUGGGGGAGAAUUUAUCCACCUCUUUAAUCACACUUUUUAAGGUGGAUUAUGUUAGGAACACAAGAUGUGGCUUCCCUUUAUGGUGAUUGCGGUUAUUGGGAGAUUUUCUUGAGCUGUGAUAUGAAAUAUUCUCAUGUCUCUUUCAACAUAGAGUGAAAUGAGACAGUUCAUAUUUUGAGAGGUUGAAUGUAUGUAUAUGUACAUGUAUAUUACGAAAAAUAGAAAUUUUUCGGUGAAUGAAUUUAAUGAGAUAGCUUGUACAUGUAUAUUUUGAUAUUAUUUUUUACCUUUAUACUAUAUAGAACAUGCCAGGUAAUAUUGAUAAAACAAUCAUAAUCAA
Ostrea edulis (European flat oyster) is the source of this 5114-nucleotide messenger RNA. Its product is annotated as leucine-rich repeat-containing protein 45-like. Bases 2659 to 4686 code for a protein of 675 amino acids. The record is from RefSeq and is a predicted model, not a curated record. Gene Ontology annotation, cellular component: centrosome. Lineage: Eukaryota; Metazoa; Mollusca; Bivalvia; Ostreida; Ostreidae. Gene Ontology annotation, molecular function: protein binding. The transcript is spliced from 18 exons.